UGUUGUCUAUCUACGGCUUACGUUUUCCUAGCUACUUUAAUUUUCUUUUUAAAUAUGGCUACACUAAAUCUUGUUCUAAUGUCAAAUUUUGUUUGUCAAUUCUUUUUGACUUCAUUGUUAGCCGUGUCGAUUCGGCGAAGAGAGCCAGUAUGAAGUUUAAUAAACUGGUAACGUCCUCGAGAAGGAAAAACAGGAAGAGGCAUUUCAGCGCCCCUUCCCACAUCAGACGAGUGCUCAUGUCCUCACCUCUCUCAAAAGAACUCAGACAAAAGUUUAACGUUAAAUCUAUGCCUAUCCGCAAAGACGACGAAGUGCAGGUUGUACGAGGACACUACAAGGGCCAACAGGUUGGCAAAGUAGUUCAAGUGUACAGGAAGAAGUUUGUUGUCUACAUUGAGAGAAUCCAGCGAGAGAAAGCUAAUGGAGCCAGCGCAUAUGUUGGAAUUCACCCCUCAAAGUGUGUAAUUGUAAAGCUAAAAAUGAACAAGGACCGUAAAGCUAUCUUAGAUCGCAGAGCAAAGGGCCGUCUUGCAGCCUUCCAAAAGGACAAAGGCAAAUACACAGAGGAGACAGCAACUGCUAUGGAAGCAUCGUAAAUUUAGAUUUAAGAUUAAAAUGUUAAAAGAA
Messenger RNA from Leptidea sinapis, 627 nucleotides. RefSeq names its product 60S ribosomal protein L26 (gene RpL26). The transcript has 4 exons. The record is from RefSeq and is a predicted model, not a curated record. Lineage: Eukaryota; Metazoa; Arthropoda; Insecta; Lepidoptera; Pieridae. Gene Ontology annotation, cellular component: ribosome; cytosolic large ribosomal subunit. Gene Ontology annotation, molecular function: RNA binding; structural constituent of ribosome. The coding region runs from base 150 to 596 and encodes 148 amino acids. Gene Ontology annotation, biological process: cytoplasmic translation; ribosomal large subunit biogenesis.